Messenger RNA from Dioszegia hungarica, 402 nucleotides. RefSeq lists its product as uncharacterized. NCBI's taxonomy places the organism in Eukaryota, Fungi, Basidiomycota, Tremellomycetes, Tremellales, Bulleribasidiaceae. Bases 1 to 402 code for a protein of 133 amino acids. The transcript has 3 exons. The record is from RefSeq and is a predicted model, not a curated record.
AUGACAAUCAUCCGGUAUCGGUCAAGUGUCAACGCAUUAGCAUUCUGCCCCCCUCAAGCUCUACUGAACAUGCCUUACCUCCAGCAGCGGCAAGUCUGGGCUGGCGAAGUGGUAGUGAAAAGAGGCAUGCGCAACCCAAACGGUACUUACAAUGUGGGACUGAUUAUUGGCCUGACCAUCAUCGGGAUCUUCGCUCUAUCUCUCAUCAUCUGUAUCGGACGCUGGAAAUACUAUCGCGGAACAGUGAAAUGCAGACUCUGCGGCGUAAAGUCAAACUCGGGAUGCGGCUUCGAGCUGGUGCGCGGCCGCAUCACAGGGUAUGGGCGGAAUAUCUAUCAGCACCUCGGGGGGAAGUGCCUUACAAAGGCAGAGGCGGACGAAGCUCCCAAGGCAGUCAGGUGA